CUAUAUAAACUGUACAGAUAUUCAGCAACUUUAAUCUAUUAAAAAUUCUGAUGGAUAGUUUCCGAUUGAUGCCGGAAGGUUGUAUAUCGAAAAUUCUCUCCUUAACAUCACCGAAAGAUGCUGCUCAGUCUUCAGCUGUCUCGCAAACAUUCAUGUCUGCGGCAGAAUCUGAUGUUGUCUGGGAGUCAUUUUUGCCCUCUGAUUACGAAGAUAUUGUCUCUACAUCAGACUCUCCAAUGGAUUUUCCUUCGAAGAAACAACUUUACUUCAGCCUCUGUAACUCUCCGAUUCUUCUUGAUGGAGGCAAAUUGAGUUUUUCGCUGGACAAGAAGACGGGGAAGAAAUGUUUUAUGGUCGCAGCAAGAGAACUUGGUAUUACAUGGGGUAAUACACCAGCGUAUUGGGAAUGGUUAUCUCACCUGAACUCGAGAUUCUCCGAAGUGGCUAAACUUAAACGCGUCUGUUGGCUUGAUAUCCGGGGCAAAAUUAAAACUCGAGUGUUGUCGAAAAGAACUGAGUAUUUUGCUUAUCUAGUGUUCAAAUUUGGAGAUAGUUUUUAUGGCCUUGGAAGUGUUAAUUCAGUUGUUAGAUUUGUUGAUUCUGAGAGUGACAAUGAAGCAGAACGACGAGCAAAUGUUGUCAGUUUUGUAGGACAAGGACCUAGAUCGAUGCUACCCAUGGAAAGAGAUGAUGGAUGGUUGGAAUUAAAAUUGGGAAACUUUUUCAACGAUACGGGAGAAGACGGGGAUGUUGAAGCGCGAUUGAUGGAGAUUCAGUAUCUCCGUUGGAAACACGGCCUCAUUGUUCAAGGAAUUGAGUUUCGUCCAGAAUGAAUAAGAGAAAGAUCCCCUUCUUCUUUGCCUUUAGUUAUACGGUCCUUCCUGAGGAACAUAUCGAGAUAGAACUGUAUCUGGUUAGAUAAUGUGUGGUUGAUAAGCAUGGAAUGUGUAAUGAAAUAUUCAAAAGAUUUUCUAGAUGAACAACUAUUUGUACCACCUUAAGCUGCCAAUGUGAUUGUUCGAUAUAAUGCUCAAACUUUA
Capsicum annuum is the source of this 1040-nucleotide messenger RNA. Its product is annotated as F-box protein PP2-B10-like. Gene Ontology annotation, molecular function: protein binding. The transcript is spliced from 3 exons. Bases 51 to 833 code for a protein of 260 amino acids. NCBI's taxonomy places the organism in Eukaryota, Viridiplantae, Streptophyta, Magnoliopsida, Solanales, Solanaceae. The record is from RefSeq and is a predicted model, not a curated record.